Molecule: messenger RNA, 633 nt
Organism: Pseudocercospora fijiensis CIRAD86
Lineage: Eukaryota; Fungi; Ascomycota; Dothideomycetes; Mycosphaerellales; Mycosphaerellaceae
Exons: 1
Coding region: 1-633 (210 amino acids)
Source: RefSeq, a predicted model, not a curated record
AUGGCUUUCGCGGACGAAUCCUCCUCUUCCGACCCUUUCUCGUCCCUUCGUAUUCCAGCGCGGAUGAGCCGAGUCAGCUGCCACCUCUAUAUCGUACGCCUCAUCCCGGUUCCCUAUGACACGGCGACAAAGAUAUUGCGGCUCCGCUAUGAUCGACGUCUUUCUACCAGCGGGCAUUGCUUCGUUGUGCACAUUUCUGCUAAUGGCGUUUCAGUGUUGAAGCCCGCUUGGAGUAGAGUCAAACCUACGCAGAUGGUGAAAGGGACCAUAUGUACAACAUACACUACUGGAAGUGCAGCACUCCGCGGCGACGACAAUCAUGCACUCAAAUCUUCCGGAUCUUGGUCAUGCCUAUACGUGACGGCAGCAGAUAGCACCAUAUUUGCCAUCAACGUAUCAAACGCUUGGCUUCUUGUUCCAUGGCAAAGAUGGCGGAUCUGCCACCAAGCAAUAUAUGACCUCAAAGCCACGGCCGCUGGACACUUCAUCAUAACGCACAGCGCCACAAAUCAGAUUGAACACCGUCUAUACAACAUAUAUAAACUGGCCGGAGUUUGCAACAACAUGAACCUCAUUAUCAACCUACAAACGACACCUGCACCACCUUUGACCUCAACUAACCAAAUCCCUUGA